Molecule: messenger RNA, 1508 nt
Organism: Monomorium pharaonis (pharaoh ant)
Lineage: Eukaryota; Metazoa; Arthropoda; Insecta; Hymenoptera; Formicidae
Product: odorant receptor Or2
Exons: 6
Biological process (GO): sensory perception of smell; detection of chemical stimulus involved in sensory perception of smell
Cellular component (GO): plasma membrane
Molecular function (GO): odorant binding; olfactory receptor activity
Source: RefSeq, a predicted model, not a curated record
UUAAUUAAUUGCGUAGAUUUAGAGUGGGCAAUCGGUCUGAAUCGCUGCUUGUUGAAAAUUGUCGGUUUGUGGCCGGAAAAAAACAAAGAACAGCGUAAAGAAUUCUUAUCGAAAAUUCGAUUGCUGUUCAACAUUUUUACGCUGAUUUUCGUAUUGACUAUACCGGCUUUAGUGUCACUGAUAAGAGUAUGGGGCGAUAUGAUACUGAUGAUAGAUAAUUUACAAUACACCCUGCCUCUUUUGAUAACGACACUGAAAGUCUUCAUCAUGUGGUACAAAAAAGGAGCUUUAUCGCCAUUGGUUAAUAUGAUUGUAAAAGAUUGGAUGAAAGUGAAAAUGGAAGAAGAACGAAAUGUCAUGCUAAGGCAAGCUAAGAUCAUCCGCUUGCUCGCCAUGUGCGGCGGACUUAUGAUACUUUGUACAUUGCUGGUGACCGUUUGCUCCUUUCUUCUUGGCCGAACACUUAGACUCGUAACAAAUCUUACUGAUCCAGAUGGAAAGCCUUUGCCAAUCCAAACAUAUUACUUGCAUGAUGUAUCUACCAGCCCGAAAUAUGAAAUAACAUAUCUGAUACAAAUUAUCUCGCUGACGUUAUCCGGCGUUUCUUACACUGCAGUCGACAAUUUCCUUGGACUUCUUAUCUUACAUAUAUGUGGUCAGAUGGAAAAUUUGUAUCUGCGAUUACUGAAUCUAGGAAAGGAUCCGAAUUUCCAAGCAGUUUUAAAAUACAACGUGAAAGACCACGUUCGCUUGAUCAGAUCUAUAAAAGUCAUUGAUAAUACAUUCAAUUUAAUGCUGCUCGGGUUGUUACUUUUAUUCAGUAUACUAUUUUGUCUUCAUGGAUUUCUAAUAAUUAAUGUUGUUAAUCGAGGUGGUAAAUUGUCGUUUAUGCAAUUUAUUUUAUAUUUGUCUGCGAGUGUAUGUGUUUUAAUGCAUAUGUGUCUUUAUUGUGCUGUUGGAGAACUUCUCGUAACUCAAUCUGAAAAACUACAUCGUGCCACCUAUGAGUACGUUUGGUAUACUCUGGAACCAAAGGCAGCAAAAAACUUGACAUUAAUUAUGCUUCGUGCCAAAAAACCAUUCAAUAUCACAGCGGGACGAAUAUUCCCAAUGACAAUGUCCACGUUUUGCAAUUUACUAAAAACAUCUGCGGGUUAUGUAUCUGUGUUGCUUGCCAAUCGAGAUUAACGAUAAUAUAAUAAAAAGGUAAAAUAGUACGUAGUCACUUUUUUAGUAUUAUAUGUAAAAUUAAAAAUAAUUUCUUUAUAUAAAUAUGCUACACAACUUUGAACUUUACGUGCUACAUACAAUGAAAAAUUAUGUAAACUAUUAAAAAUAAUUUUUUUUUUCAUAUAUAUUUUGUUUCUCUAAUGUUGUAUUUUGAUUAUGUUAUAAACCAAGUAUAUCGCAGCUUGUAUCAAUUAUCAUAGAUAAAAAAAUAAUAAUAGAAGCAAAAUAAUUAUUUAAUACUUACACAAGUAUAUUAUUUUCUUAUUAUACAAAUUACU